UCUUUCAAUAUUUUGUGGAUUCUGGUUCGUCCUCCUAUCUUCUUAUAAAUAGCCUGCGACCCAAGCAAACAAGAGUCACAAGCAAAACCAAACUCCAACUCCCGGUUUAAGUAAAACGAAAAAAAAAAUGGACAAGGUUAUGAGAAUGUCGUCGGAAAAAGGAGUGGUUAUAUUCACCAAGAGCUCCUGUUGUUUGUCCUACGCGGUUCAAGUCCUCUUCCAAGAUCUCGGUGUUAGCCCUAAGAUCAACGAGAUCGACAAGGACCCCGAAUGCCGGGAGAUAGAGAAGGCACUAUUGAGGCUAGGUUGUUCAAAGCCCAUUCCAGCAGUCUUCAUUGGUGGUAAGCUCGUUGGUUCCACCAACGAAGUCAUGUCCAUGCACCUAAGCAGCUCCUUGGUUCCCUUAGUAAAACCAUAUCUAUGUUAAAAAGAAAAUGUCGGAACAUAUUUCAAUAAGGAAAAAAAUUGAGACAAAUCUUUUGUA
Molecule: messenger RNA, 484 nt
Organism: Raphanus sativus (radish)
Lineage: Eukaryota; Viridiplantae; Streptophyta; Magnoliopsida; Brassicales; Brassicaceae
Product: monothiol glutaredoxin-S11-like
Exons: 1
Coding region: 128-427 (99 amino acids)
Cellular component (GO): nucleus; cytoplasm
Source: RefSeq, a predicted model, not a curated record